This is a messenger RNA of Penicillium lagena, 1776 nucleotides long. RefSeq lists its product as uncharacterized. Lineage: Eukaryota; Fungi; Ascomycota; Eurotiomycetes; Eurotiales; Aspergillaceae. Gene Ontology annotation, biological process: double-strand break repair via homologous recombination. The coding region runs from base 1 to 1776 and encodes 591 amino acids. The record is from RefSeq and is a predicted model, not a curated record. The transcript is spliced from 2 exons. Gene Ontology annotation, molecular function: 3'-5' DNA helicase activity; four-way junction helicase activity. Gene Ontology annotation, cellular component: cytoplasm; chromosome.
AUGUUCGCCCAGGUCAUGAAACGGUUGGACCGCAUUGUGAUUGAUGAAUGCCACAUCGUAUUGAAUCAGCAGCGUGAUUUCCGGCCCAUGAUGCAGCAGCUUGGACGAUUGAUGAUCGCACGGACGCAGGUGGUUUUGUUGACGGCGACAUUGCCGCCCAGCUUAGAGGACCGAUUAUGGCAGCGCAUGCGAUGGUCCCGGGAGCAGGUCAGCUUGUUCCGUGGUCGAACCAGCCGGACCAACGUGGCAUAUCGUUUGUGGCGUCCGAUCAUUGAGCGGGAGUACAAUGGGCCCCAUCGUUGGAUCCAGAUGGAUCAUAUCGCAGCAUUCAUCCGGGACCGCAUCCGACGAUCGCGGGGCGGGCGCACCAUUGUGUACGCGCAUAUCGUCGAACAUGUCACGACGAUGGCGGAGAUACUUGGGUGCGAGGCGUAUUACCAUGACCAGCUUGAUAAGGCCGGCGUCUUAGAGCGGUUUCGCAGCCAGCCCCACGGGGUGGUCGUGGCGACGAGUACAUUAGGGAUGGGAGUCGACAUCCCCGACAUCCGCAGCAUCAUCCAUUUGGGGCGACCACGAACGUUGCUGGAUUACGCGCAGGAGAGCGGGCGCGCAGGUCGGGACGGUCAGGCGAGCGAGGCGAUCAUCAUCCAGCCCGACGGGGUUGAUACCCCCCCGCCGUGGAUGCAGGACACGCCGUCCGCGGAGCAGCAGCGGGUAGAUGCAUAUAUGUCAGCCAGUCCAUGCCGGCGGGUCGUUUUGGACGGGUAUUUGGAUGGCGUGGUAGAUGGAUACCAGCGAUCCCAUUGUGGGGAUCACGAUUAUGGUUCGGUCACCACUGCCAGUCCGAGAACCAGCCCAGAAGCCAGCCCAGAAGCCAGCCCAGAAGCCAGCCCAGAAGCCAGCCCAGAAGCCAGCCCAGAAGCCAGCCCAGAAGCCAGCCCAGAAGCCAGCCCAGAAGCCAGCCCAGAAGCCAGCGAGACGGCCAGCAGUAUUGAUUCCGAGAGCUUACAGUCACAGGCACCAUGGGAGAGCCCCAUUCAUGAUCACAUACAGACCAUGGCGGCCGGCACAGGAUCCAGUCAUCACAUACAGACCAUGGCGGCCGGCACAGGAUCCAGUCAUCACAUACAGACCAUGGCGGCCGGCACAGGAUCCAGUCAUCACAGGCAGACCAUGGCAGCCAGCGCAGAAUCCAAUGACCACAGAGGUAUUCCAUUUGGGGUCCGGCAACAGUUCCAGCAGCAGGAAAUUGAUCGCGCACGCAUGUCCGAGCAGCAUCAGCAGGCGCGGCAGCAGGAACUGACAGACGAAGAGUUUUUAAUGCAGCAGGCGCGGGAAUGGCAGGAUCGUUGUUGGAUUUGUGCGCAGGAAGGCCGGAAUGCUGAGCACGAAUUAUACCAUUGUGCCCAGCCCAGUAGCCAGCAGGCGCGGGAUUGGAUGAUUCGAGUCCGGCGGCGGGUCCAGUACGCGCGAUAUACCAGUUGUUUCCAAUGUGGGAUGCCACAGACAUUAUGCUCCGGGUGGUCCAGUGGGGAAUGCGCGCACCGCGGAUUAUUAUACGCGAUGGUUGGGAUGAUGUUGUUUGGAGGCCCCAAGCAGGAGCAGGUCCAGCGAUUAUGGGAGCAGCGAUUAGCUGAGCAGGGGGUGAGUGCACAGGAUGAGCCGCAGGUGACAGCGUUUUUAGGGCAACGCAGUACCCAGGGGUGGGAGAAGCAUACGGAGUUAGUUCGUGCAUUCAUAUGGUUGCGGCGGAUAUAUCAUGAGGUUGGGAUGUAG